Molecule: messenger RNA, 4871 nt
Organism: Leptopilina boulardi
Lineage: Eukaryota; Metazoa; Arthropoda; Insecta; Hymenoptera; Figitidae
Product: ankyrin repeat domain-containing protein 13D
Exons: 14
Coding region: 188-2125 (645 amino acids)
Cellular component (GO): cytoplasm
Molecular function (GO): protein binding
Source: RefSeq, a predicted model, not a curated record
AAUCUCUUCGAGUUUACCAUCAUUACAUUUACAUAGUUUAUUCCCUUACAAAUGGAUCCCGUUCUAAAUUCGUCUGAAAUCAUCUGUCAAAUUUUCUUUCGUCUUCGGAUAUUGUGACGUUCUUUUAAAAAAAAUUUUUUUUAGAUCAUUUAAAUAUUAAUGUCAAAAAUUUACUCCCCCAUUAACAAUGGUGAAUGUAGAAAAAAUUCGAAAAUCUUAUCCACUCCAUUGGCUUGUUUGGAAUAAUGAUUAUGUUCAACUUGAUAAGGAGUUGUCCACAAAUCUGCACGAUAUUGAGAAACACGAUUGUAGAGGUAGAACGCCGCUUAUGUUGGCUGUAACUCUUGGACAUCAGGAUUCAACAAUGAUUUUACUGCAACACGAUGCGAAUGUAAAUACCGAAAAUACUCAAGGAUGGAGUGUGGUACAGGAAGCUGUGGGAACCGGGAAUCCGCAAUUGCUCCAAAUUGUUCUUGCAAGGCGAGACUACCAAAGAUAUUGCAAUCGUGUCGCUGGAAUUCCGGAACUUCUUCAUAAACUUAAACAGGCUCCAGACUUUUACGUAGAAAUGAAAUGGGAAUUCACAAGUUGGGUACCUCUUGCCUCUCGAAUGUGUCCAAGUGACACUUACAAGGUUUAUAAGCAAGGAAGUAAUGUGAGAAUCGAUACGACUCUUUUGGGCUUUGAUCACGCGAAUUGGCAACGAGGAAAUCGCAGUUACGUUUUCAAAGGUCAAACUACACCAAAUCCACCUCUGACGAUUAGGUGCGAUCGCAGUUAUGUCUUCAGCAUGAAAGGCGACCACGCAGACGAUGGAGCAACAAUGAUGGAAGUAGAUCACGAAACAAGAAAAGUUUAUGUGGAACACAUGAACCUCAUUGGAGAUGAAAAUAUUCAACUGAUGGAACCUUCUGAGGAGGGAAUUUUAGCUAGACUCACAAAUCCAAUUGUUACAACUUAUAUUGACACGGAUAAAAUUAGUUUUGAAAGAAAUAAGGCGGGAAUUUGGGGCUGGCGAUCCGAUAAAAGUGAAUCGGUAAAUGGCCACGAGUGUAAAGUAUUUAGUGCUAGUAAUGUAGAAUUAAUAACGAAAACAAGAAUGGAACAUUUGACGGAAGCUGAUAAAGCGAGAGCAAGAGCACCACGAACACCAAUUCAAUCGUUUUUGGGAAUUGCCGAGCAACAGCAACAAGAAAAUUAUGGAGCUGCUGCUGUUAGUGAAGAAUUUACUAAUGUUGGAAAUCCCUCCAAUAUCACGGCCGAAGAAUAUUUCGAUCCAAAUGUCAAUUUAAAUGGCAGAGAUAUUGGCAGGCCGAAGGAAGUUAACACAAAGAUACAAAAGUUCAAAGCAACUUUAUGGCUUUGUGAAGAUUAUCCACUUAGUCUUCAGGAACAAAUAAUGCCAAUUGUGGAUCUUAUGGCAAUAUCUAGUUCUCAUUUUGCCAAACUGAAAGACUUUAUCCAAAUGCAAUUGCCUGCUGGAUUCCCCGUGAAAAUUGAAAUUCCGCUCUUCCAUAUUUUAAACGCGAGAAUAACAUUUGGAAAUAUUUUUGGUAUGGAUCAAGAGAUUUCAAAUGUUAGUCGACUACAGGAAAUGAAUAGAAUGACUUGUAUUGUGGACGACAUUUGCUUUCAAGCACCACCAGGAUAUGUUAAAUUAGGUGCAGAAGUUCGAACACAAUUUAGCGUCGAGGAAGAAGACGAUUUACUUCAGUUUGCUAUUCAGCAAAGUCUCAUUGAAGCUGGAAGUGAAAGAGACGAGGUAGGAGGAGGAUAUUCGAAUUUAAAGAAAAAGGUGGAUAUUUGGGAAGCGCUAAAUGUUCAAAAACCUUCGCGACCUUCAACUCCAAGCAUUUCUGCCGAAGAGGAAAAACAACUUCAAAGAGCAAUUCAAGCGAGUUUAGAACUUUAUCGUGAAACAUCAGACUACAUGGGUAACGAUGAAGCGAGAGUUUUACCAUCAGAACAAGAACCCAGAGAAGCCGCCGCAUUUGAAGGUGCCGCUGAACAGUUAGAAAUUGCCCUUAGGCUCUCUGAACAACAACAACUUGAAGAGGAACAACGGCGACUUGUUGAAGAGGAAACUUUCCGUCAAGUUCUAGAACUUUCGCUCACUGACAAGUGAAACAAACACAAAAGAAAAGAAACAAAACACACGCGCGAUAUAUCAACAAAUUCGUUUAUUAAUUAUUACGAAAUCUAAAAUCUUCCUGCAAUGAAAAUGAAAAAAGUGUUCAGAAUGGAGAUCCUUUCUCUCUGUGUAUAAUUGGUGUAGACAGACCUUCCCCGUCCCUCAUUGACGAGAAUUGAGGCGAGACUGCAAUUUUCAAGAAUUUCAUUUCAUUGAAAGGAGAAAUGAAAAUAUAAAAAAUCGGAGAAUUCUAUUUUAGACCAUCACUAGUAAGAGAAAAAAACAACUAUCGCUUUGUAGAGUAUUUUUAAAAUACAAUUUAGUUUAUUAAAAAUUCUCUAAAUGGCCAUUUCAAAAUAUCGUCGACUUUUAUAUUUUUGUAUAUGUGCGAUUCCAAGUGAGAUUUUGACUUUUUCGGAGUAGGUUAACCGAUUGCAAUGAAACUUUGGAAUUUUGUUAUAUAUAGUAAGACUAAUCUUUAACGUAAAUUUCAGCCUAAAAUAUUUGUUAGUUUACGAGAUUUGCAAUAAUAACAAAAAAUUAAAAAAUUGCUAUAUCUUCCGUUCUAAUAAACGGAUUGAGGUCUACUUUUUUUUAAAAUGUCAAGGAAAAUGAGAGGAAUAAAUCUCUUUCAGAACAUUUUUUUAUAAUUUUACAACUAAACUAAACAUCUUACCUGUGUUUUCUUUAAUGUUCCAAAGGAUUUUUAUUGUAAAUGUAAGUUUAACUUAAGAAAUUUUAUUAAUUUAUUAGUAUAAACAAUUGAGAUUUCUGCUAGUUGACGUGCAGACGACAUUGCGCACGCAGCAUUCUCACAUAGCCAAUUUAGUCCACGAAUCACGUCAGUUGGCUAUGUGAGAAUGCUGCGUGCGCAAUGUCGUCUGCACGUCAACUAGCAGAAAUCUCAAUUGUUUAUACUAAUAAAUUAAUAAAAUUUCUUAAGUUAAACUUACAUUUACAAUAAAAAUCCUUUGGAACAUUAAAGAAAACACAGGUAAGAUCAUUUUAGCGUUUAAGUGAUUGAAUUUUAGUUAGUCGCGCGAAAGUUAUUCAAUUAUUAUUUAAUAAUUUUUUUAGUUGUAAAAUUAUAAAAAAAUGUUCUGAAAGAGAUUUAUUCCUCUCAUUUUCCUUGACAUUUUAAAAAAAAGUAGACCUCAAUCCGUUUAUUAGAACGGAAGAUAUAGCAGUUUUAAAUUUUUUGUUAUUAUUGCAAAUCUCGUAAACUAACAAAUAUUUUAGGCUGAAAUUUACGUUAAAGAUUAGUCUUACUAUAUAUAACAAAAUUCCAAAGUUUCAUUGCAAUCGGUUAACCUACUCCGAAAAAGUCAAAAUCUCACUUGGAAUCGCACAUAUGGCUAAUUUUUUUUUACUUUUUGUAAUUGACAAAAAAAAUUGCAGAAUUUUUUUUUCUAAUUUCUUUAUUAAGUCGUUCACGAGGUAUGAAUUUUUGAAAAUUUCAGAUUUUUUUAAAAGUAUUUGAUUAGAAAUAAUUAUUUUUUAGUCGAAUUUUCAAAUUAAAUUAUAUACCUAUAAAUUAAUAAAAUAAAUAAAGAAUAAUUUUAAUAAAAUAAAUCGUGUUUCAAAAAUGUUCUCUAAGCUAGUGAUGCAAUUUAAAAUAAAAUACACUAACGGUCGGUAUUUUGCGAUCAUCUAUUUUUAAUCAAUCAAAAAUAUCUUAAAACACAAAAUGUCAGGAGAAUAACAUUUUUUUUUAAAAAAUUAAUUAUUAUUUUUCGAAUGAAAAAUAUUUUUAUUUUCAAUCGUUGAUCAUAAACUUUGUGGACUUCGCCGACUUUCAAAUAAAUAAAUAAAAUUACUUAUUUCAGUUCUUAUUCUUCUCAUAAUUCUAUAAUUUUUUAAAAAAUGAGAAAAAAUGUUUAGUCUCCUUACAUGUUGUUUUAAAAUGUUUUUUAUUCAUCAAAAAAAUGAUGACACAAUUUUUUACCAAUAGUGUAGAAAUCAUAAUAAGAAUAAUAAAAAGGAAAAGAAAAUUUUCUAUUAAAUAAAGAAAGAAACAAGUCUUUUUAGUGUUGAACUUAUUAUUAUAAUAAAUGAAAAUUCUUAUAACCUGAAAGUGUAAAUAACCCAGGGACGUCCGAAUAAGGAACAAAAUAAAAAGACUUAUAAACUAAUAAUUAUAAUAAGAGAAAUAAGCAAUUUUGACAUUUGAUAAAAAAGAAAAAAAAUAACUAAGACAUAUUGUACUCUUGCCUUAAAAUAAGGAAUGGUCAUAUAUUUAUUCGCCUCUUUUCUCCAAUGAGUCUCCUAUUUUAUAAAACUUUAUAUACGCGAUUAGUGUUCCUAUUAUUAUUAGGCGGUACAUCGAAGGGCGUCCUUAGGGUGAAUUUCCUACUGAUGUGGUAUAUUUGUAUAAAACUUUCUUCGAUAAACACAAAAAAAAUAAUAAUAAAACUGACUGCAGCGAGAGUCCUUAUUCGUACUCCGAUUGAGCCCUGAAACAAUUAUGUUUCAUUGUUAAAGAUGAUGAUGACGAUAUUAUAAUUAUUAUUAUUAGUAUUAUUAUUAUAAUUAUUAAAAAAAUGUUACAAUUUAUUAUUAUUAUUAUUAUUAUUAUUAUUAUCUUCAAUAUUAAUAUAUUUUCAGCCUAUGUUUCGAAAGAUUAUGUUUUAUGUAAGAUGAUUGUAAAAAAAAUGUUCAUUACAAUCUCAUUCCAAAAGUAGGAAACAUUUUUCAUUUAUUUCUUUUAAUAAAGAAAAAAUACAUUUACAUUGAAAAUAUA